Loxodonta africana (African savanna elephant) is the source of this 699-nucleotide messenger RNA. RefSeq lists its product as uncharacterized. The record is from RefSeq and is a predicted model, not a curated record. The transcript is spliced from 2 exons. NCBI's taxonomy places the organism in Eukaryota, Metazoa, Chordata, Mammalia, Proboscidea, Elephantidae. The coding region runs from base 1 to 492 and encodes 163 amino acids.
AUGGAAAGAUUUCCAGAUUUGGAAGUCAGGAGCCUGGGUUCCAUUCACCACCCUGCCAUUUACCAGCAUGUGACUCUGACGAAGAUACCUGGUGGGCCGCUGUUUCCUUAUCUUGAAAUGAAGGUAAGACAGGACCGGUGGCUCUCUGUCCCUGCUUUCGGGAACUCCUCGAGGGCUGUGCAGGAGAGAGAAUCACAGUUAGAGUGCUCUCAGACACAUUCUGUUGGAUUGCAUGAGCUCUUUCCCUGGGCCUCCCAGAGGCCAGCAAAUUCCACCAAGGUUAGGGGAAGAAACGCUGGAAGCAGGCAGUGGCUGGCGUCUAGAGAGAAUACUGCAAUUGAGAAGAGAAGGCAGAAAAUACAGGAAGAUGUGAGGCAUCAACACCAGGAGACAGCAGGUGACAGGUGUGAGUUACAUGGAUCACACUACACUUCCAUCAUUUAUAUAGAUCGGAAUGAGUUUCCAAAGGGCUUCUCCAUAAUUCAACAUUAGGCAGCUUCCAAACACAAGUUUGUUUUUUUUCACUUGUUGUGCUUUAGGUGAAAGUUUACAAAUCAAGUCAGUCUCUCAUACAAAAAGCCACACACACUCUGCCAUAUACUCCCAGCUGCUGUCCGCUUAAUGAGACAGCACAUUCCUCCUGUCCACCCUGUAUUCCCCGUGUCCAUUCAACCAGCUCCUGUCCCCCUCUUCCUUAUC